This is a messenger RNA of Arachis stenosperma, 639 nucleotides long. RefSeq lists its product as uncharacterized. The record is from RefSeq and is a predicted model, not a curated record. The transcript is spliced from 2 exons. The coding region runs from base 1 to 639 and encodes 212 amino acids. Lineage: Eukaryota; Viridiplantae; Streptophyta; Magnoliopsida; Fabales; Fabaceae.
AUGACUAACUUGGAUAACUCUAUGCAAGUAAACGCUACUGUCGCGAUUCAAGCUGUGGAAAUGAUAGGACUACCAGCUGGAACUGGGUAUGGAAGAGGGAUCGGGACCAAUUUGGAUGGUGUCCCGAUGGCACUAACCGCUUUCUUGAAAGUUAUUCCCUCAAUUUUCAAGGGAACAACAAAUCCUGCUGAAGCAGACAAUUGGUUCAAAGCUGUGGAGUGUGCACUACAAACUCAACAUAAUAUAGAUAUUCCAUGGGAACUGUUUCGGACUGCUUUCUACAAGAAGUAUUUUCCUGAAUCAAUAAGAGAGGCCAGAGAGUUAGAGCUUAUGCAGCUGAAGCAAGGUUCAAUGUCUGUGGUCGAGUAUACGAGUAAGUUCGAGAAGCUCUGUAGGUUCUCAAGGGUAUGUCAAGGAGUCCCUGAGUCAUAUGUGGGUUGGAAGUGUAUAAGGUACCAAGGAGUUCUGAGGGGAAACAUUAUGAGUGUUGUGACUCUAUUAGAGAUUCGGAGAUUCUAUGAAUUGGUGAACAAGGCAAGAAUUGUUGAAGAUUAUGCCAAGGAGACGACAUUGGUGAGAGAUGAUCAUGGCGGUACUAGUAGCAGAAGUCAUGGAAAGUAUGUUCCAUCAAGAGGCUAG